AUGGUGCAACAACUACUCACAGAAGAUCUAAGUUAUUCAUUUGCAGUAAUUUUCCAAGAGGAAGCUUGGUUUGACUCAGUGAGUAUUCUGGAGUCUGACUCGGAUGAUGACUUUAUCAGUAUACAUGGAGAUGGUUUUCCAUUAGCAAGCAAUCCAGUUGGGAAUAUCUCAAGUGGCCAAGUACUUCAGCAUGAAAGAUCUGCUCGCUUUGUUGAUAAUGAGUGUAAGUAUGAAGAAUACCAAAGCUAUAUGAUAAUUGAUGGAGGUAAAUCAGAUAAAAUCACAGGCAAAGAUGAGCGCAGGGAAUCAAAUCAGUUUUCGCUUAUUAAUACCCAGGGCUAUGAGCUUUCUCACUUAGGGAAGGCUGAUGAAGUUUGCGGUAAGAGGAAGAAUAUAUUAGAUCACUCUCAUGGAAGCUUUAAAGGACUUAUAGAGGAUGGACGUGAUUCUAAUGAAAAUAUUCAAGACAAUGCCCUGAAAUCUGGCUUAUCUCGAUUGGUACCUUAUGUAAGUUUCAACGAUAAGAUUCUAAGUGCACUGAGUUUGGUUCCGCAGUCCCAGAGAAAGCCAUUAGCCGUUUUCAGACUUUCUUUUAAAGGAGAUCCUGUGAUGCACAAGAAACCAUUGAACAAUAUACAUCACAUUACUCAGCAUCCUGAGCUUCCCAAACUGAAAGCAAAUGGGAAAGUGUUCAUUGUAAACAUACAGUUGCCUAAUUAUCCUGCUGCAAUGUUUCUUGGUGAUAGUGAUGGAGAGGGGAUGAGUCUUGUAAUGUAUUUCAACGUUUCUCAGAAUUUUGAUAAAGACAUCUCUCCUCAAUUCCAGGACAGCAUCAAGAAAAUGUUUGAUGAUGAGACGGAAAACGUUAAAGGAUUCGCAAAGGACUCCACUGUACCUUUCAGAGAAAGACUAAAGAUCUUGACUUGGGUGGUAAAUCCUGAAGAUCUCAGUCGGAGUUCUGCUGAGAAAAAAUUUGUACAUGCAUAUAAUGACAAACCAGUUCUUUCACGCCCCCGGCACAAUUUUUACAAGCUCUCUCACAUGCAAGGUCCUAACUACUUUGAGAUUGACAUGGACAUUCAUCUCUUCAGCUACAUUCAAGGAAGGGUCUCAAAUUGUUGUGAGAACGUCUUUAAAAACGGAAUAGCCGAGCGGCUAUACUAG
This is a messenger RNA of Prunus armeniaca (apricot), 1164 nucleotides long. The record is from the annotation of a GenBank genome assembly. NCBI's taxonomy places the organism in Eukaryota, Viridiplantae, Streptophyta, Magnoliopsida, Rosales, Rosaceae.